UUUCGGCCGGCUGGUCCAUCGGCCCGUGUCCGGCCCGCGCUGCCGCGACCUGGGAGCCGAGCCGGGCAGGCGGGGAAGCUGGGACCGGACGGGGCGGGAGCGGCCGGGUCUUGGGUGUAUGCGGCCGCCGGACGCGCCGGGGCCGGCAGCGGGGAAGCGGGGCGCUGACGGCUGACGGGGGGCUUGCCAUCCGCCCCCAGAGCAGCAUGGAUGCCCCACGGAGGGACAUGGAGUUGCUGAGCAACAGCCUGGCGGCCUACGCGCACAUCCGCGCUAACCCCGAGAGCUUUGGCCUCUACUUCGUGCUGGGAGUCUGCUUUGGCCUGCUGCUAACGCUGUGCCUACUAGUCAUCAGUAUCUCCUGCGCUCCCCGCCCGCGGCCCCGGGUCCCUGCUCCGCGCCAGGACCCCCGCAGCAGCACCCUCGAACCCGAGGACGACGAGGACGAGGAGGAGGACACGAUGACGCGGCUGGGCCCCGACGACACGCUGCAGGGCCCAGAGCUGACGGCUGAGCCAGACGGGCCGCUGAGCGUAAACGUCUUCACGUCCGCAGAGGAGCUGGAGCGGGCGCAGCGCUUGGAGGAGCGGGAACGGAUCCUAAGGGAGAUUUGGCGCACUGGGCAGCCGGACCUGCUGGGCACUGGCACGCUGGGGCCCAGCCCCACGGCCACAGGCACCCUGGGUCGCAUGCACUAUUACUGACCGGCCCUUUCCCGCUGCAAGGGGCUCUGCGUACUGGACAUGCACAGGAACUCACAGCUGCCCCAGGACAUUGGGACUGCCCCUGCCCACGGUGCUAUGGAGGCCCCGCCCCCACGGCUCCCCAGUGCCAUUGGACCUGGAUCCCCACCUUCUGAGAUGCCCAGUCCUGCCAGAAAGCCCGCGGGGGAGGAGGACAGGGCACAGGGUCCCCAGCCCUUCUCCUGCGAUCGGUUAAGAGAUAAGUGACCAAUGAAAACUGCAUUCUUAGUGACUCAGUCUCCCUUUCUUACUUCUGUCCCCAACGUCCUCCAGGCUCCUGCCAUGCAGGGGGACCCAGAUUGAGACACUACUCGACUCUUUUAACCAGGCUGACCACCUCCAUCAACCCACCCAACACCUGAGCAUACAUGCUUGCAUUCAGUUCACAGACUGAAAAAAAAAAAACACUCCCUCCACCACCUCACAGCCUCACGCACAGAACAAGUUAUCACUCGCAUUCCUUCCUCACAAAUGCAUUCCUUCCCAGGCGAAGGCCUGGGCGCACUUUGCCCCUGGGAUCCUGCAUCACUACACAAACACACACACACACACAGAGGCCCCGGGACCCUGCCCUUGAUGCUGAGGCACUAUUAGUCCGUGUUAACCGUGUGUGCUUGAGCGGGGCUCCGAGCAGAGAAGCGUUCCAGCGAGUUCUUCCGAGCGAACUAUGGGGCCAACUGGGAGGGGUCCCGGCUCCAGAGCAGGCCCGCCC
Enhydra lutris kenyoni (northern sea otter) is the source of this 1455-nucleotide messenger RNA. RefSeq names its product eva-1 homolog B. The record is from RefSeq and is a predicted model, not a curated record. The coding region runs from base 207 to 704 and encodes 165 amino acids. NCBI's taxonomy places the organism in Eukaryota, Metazoa, Chordata, Mammalia, Carnivora, Mustelidae. The transcript has 3 exons.